Messenger RNA from Protopolystoma xenopodis, 471 nucleotides. Lineage: Eukaryota; Metazoa; Platyhelminthes; Monogenea; Polystomatidea; Polystomatidae. The record is from the annotation of a GenBank genome assembly.
AUGUAUUUGAGUUUUGUUAAUUGGUCUUUUUCACUUGGCCGACAGGUGAUCACAUGGUUUCAGAAUCGCCGUGCCAAAAUGAAGCGAGAAGCGGAAGAAUUAGAGCGUGACCUGCUGGCGGCCAAACGGGGCCAGCGUUCAGAGAGCGCCGUUGACUCUCUGCUGGAUGAAGGCGACUUGGCGACUGAUCUGGAGGAGGAUAUCGACGAUGAAGAAGGUCAGAUUGGCGAAAAUGGAAUUGAAGACGUCGACGUAGUGGACACGGACGUAGACGCGAAUGAUUGCAUCUCGUCGAGAAUCUGCAUUUUGAGGAAGGAGAGUGAGGAAACGUGUUUUGGCCUCGUGAAUUUGGCUGGAGACGAUGCCAGAGUCGCGUUGGCCUCAUUCGAGGCGGCCGAGGAGAUCGGAAGCAGUCGCAGUACCUCGUCGCUGAGUCAAGUAGAGAGACUUCAUUGUGACAGCCCGUCUUGA